CAAUUGCCGAUACCGCUAAUUCACUCAUAAGUUCACUGAUCACUUGGGUGGGUUCAUUUCAGCGCAGCUUUGCCAGCCUUAAGCAACCAUUAACGAGGUCAUAGCAGCAGAAAUCCAUUACAGCAUUAAAAAUCUCUUGUUUUAGAACAGGUUUGCAUUACAUUUAUGGCUUUGGUCAAAGGAGUGACAGGGGAAAGUUUUAAGAUGCAGAGGAUGUUCAACAGAAGUAAAAGCCUAAAUGUGGAGCUUGGACCACCUAGGAAGAAACUUAAGACGUCGCGGCCAAAGUUCGAGUUCUCUCUGGACGACCUUAACCGUCACCUGUACACGAGGGACGAACUCAAGUCCACGAAUGACCAGUCCAUAAAGGACUCGAAGAAAGAGGAUGAGAUGUGUUUCUGGUGUGAUGCCAUCACUCCUCAAGACAAUUUCAAGUGUCCCUAUCACGGAGAAAAGAAACACGAGAAACCGGCUGAGCCUGCCAAACCUGAAGUGCCAUAUGCUUUAAGCAGUAUCCCAGAUGAAGUUAGACUCUGCAAGUCAAAUAUCCCGGGCGCAGGUUAUGGGAUCCAGGCAAACACAGUCAUCCCUGCAGGUGCUUGGAUUGGGCCCUACGAAGGAAAUAUGGUGAAAGCAGAGGAUGCACCGAAGGAGAAAAACUUUUACAUGUGGGAGAUAUUCAAAGACGGCAGACUCUAUGGCUUCAUAGACGGCAGUGACCACAACACGGCCAGCUGGAUGCGAUUUAUAAGAUGCGCGCGCAACAAAGAGGAGCAGAACCUCUUUGCAUUCCAGUAUCUUGGCAAGAUCUACUACCGUACAUACAGAACCAUCCCCAUGGGGGAGGAGUUGCUAGUAUGGUAUGACGACAAGUAUACUCAGUACAUGGAAAUGCCAUUUGCGCCAACGGCGGAAGUCGCCAUAGCAACUACUGAUGGAAAUCUACUUCAGUUACUCAGGAAAGUUCCAGCACACGAGACACCAGAGCCGAUCGCUGGUCCAGUCACACCCCCAGCCACGCCCACAAAACGACAAAACUUCACCUUUACAGGACCCACUUCUGGACUUGAAAAGAACAAAGCCUUGCAGAUGCGCUUUAGUUACCAGAGAAUAGGUGCCCUGCAGUCCCCAGGAGCUACCAGGGAGGCAAAUGGCCCUGAGAAGCCAGCAACCUUUAAACCUCUUACGAGCACAACUGCUAAAACUGCAAUGGUAUCCCCAGUGAAGCCAUCACCCCAACACUCAAAGGGCUUCGAACUAGAGAUCACUCAACCAAAAACUGUAAAACCAUCUGUGGAGAUGACAAAUAAAGUCGCGUUUCCACCGAGCCCGAACUCGGGUUCGUCAGCUGAUAGCCUGUCUUCUCCCUCAUCGAAAGGCUGCUUCAAGUUUGACGCUUCAGCACCCGUAGAGGUCGUAGGCACAGAAAGAAACGAUGUGGUCGAGACGAGUUUGUGGCGAUGUGGACAGUGCAAGAAGUCCUUCGCACAGCGUGCAAUGCUUCAGAUUCACGUGUGCGCACGCAUUCCUAACAGACCCUACCAAUGCGGCCACUGCGGAGACAGCUUUUGUCAGCCAAGUGAGCUGCGCGCGCAUGCUGUCGUUCACCAAGGCAGGAAGCCAUUCAAGUGCGGGUAUUGCUCGCGCGCGUUUUCAGGGGCAACAACGCUGAACAAUCACAUUCGUACGCAUACGGGCGAGAAACCAUUCACGUGCGAGAAGUGCGGGAAAACAUUUACACAGGGUUCCCAGUUGAGCAGACAUCACAAGAUACCCGGGGACUGUGUGCCCAGAUCGUGACUGGAAAAAGGAAAACGGGAAACAAAACAUUUUAACUCCGAAAACAGCAAGCCACUGAAAAAAUCUUUGAAAUGCUCACAACAAACAUUAUGAAUAUGAAACCUGGCAUUAUGGGUUAUAUUUUAUAUGUAUUUGGACCAUACCUCGCUUUUAACGAUAACAAAUUUUGUAAUUUUGUUAAUAAAUUUUGUAUUAUUGUAGUGUGCACAUCAGAAGGUGGGACUUGAUAUUUCCUGCCUUGCGAGAUGUUUUGUGCAGAUGAAUAAAACAUUAAAACAUA
Nematostella vectensis (starlet sea anemone) is the source of this 2080-nucleotide messenger RNA. RefSeq names its product putative histone-lysine N-methyltransferase PRDM6. Gene Ontology annotation, molecular function: protein binding. NCBI's taxonomy places the organism in Eukaryota, Metazoa, Cnidaria, Anthozoa, Actiniaria, Edwardsiidae. The transcript has 5 exons. Gene Ontology annotation, cellular component: nucleus. The coding region runs from base 166 to 1800 and encodes 544 amino acids. The record is from RefSeq and is a predicted model, not a curated record.